AUGGUCGCCGAAAAGAUUGACGGAACGGCCAUUGCCAAGCGCAUCCGCGAACGUAUCAACAAAGAUAUCGCGGAGAAGCAGAAGGUCAAUCCUAGAUUCAAGCCGUCAUUGACUAUUAUCCAAGUUGGCGACAGAUCAGACUCGAGCACCUAUGUGCGCAUGAAGUUGAAGGCUGCCGAGGAGGCCAAUAUCAUCUGCGAUCUCGUCAAACUGCCAGGUGACAUUACCGAGGCCCAGCUCCUCGAGAAACUCGACGAUAUCAACGCCGACCCCUCCAUCCAUGGUGUCCUCGUCCAGCUUCCUCUGCCAAAGCACAUCUCCGAGGCUGCCGUCACUGCUGCCGUGGCCCAGUCCAAGGAUGUCGACGGUUUCGGCGCGAUCAACAUUGGAGAACUUGCGAAGCGUGGUGGAAAGCCGCUGUUCACGCCUUGCACGCCCAAGGGUGUGAUGGUCCUGUUGGAGGAGUCCGGUGUUGACCCUAGUGGAAAGACUGCCGUAGUCAUCGGAAGAAGCGACAUUGUCGGAUCGCCGGUGUCGUACCUCUUGAAGAACGCCGACGCUACCGUCACCGUGUGCCACUCGCGCACCAAGAACCUCCCCGAGAUCGUCAAGACCGCCGAUAUCGUGGUUUCUGCGAUUGGAAAGGCUCACUUUGUCCAGGGAGAUUGGCUGAAGCCGGGUGCCGUGGUCAUUGAUGUUGGAACUAACUACAUCAAGGAUGAGACCCGCAAGUCGGGAGAGCGUUUGGUCGGAGACGUCCACUACGAGUCUGCCAAGAAUGUUGCAUCGCUCAUCACGCCUGUUCCUGGAGGAGUUGGCCCGAUGACUGUGGCUAUGCUGUUGGAGAACGUGAUUGCAUCUGCCAACCGCCACUACGAGGCGACCGCACACAGAAGUAUCACGCCUCUUCCCCUCAAGUGCCUGACGCCGGUUCCCAGCGAUAUUGCCAUCUCCAGGGCCCAGCACCCCAAGAACAUCAAGGUCAUUGCUCAGGAAUUGGGCAUCACCGAGAAGGAGUUGGAGCUGUUUGGAGCCUACAAGGCCAAGGUCCACCUUGAUAUUCUGAAGCGAUUGGAGCACAGGAAGGACGGAAAGUACGUGCUUGUGGCUGGUAUUACGCCCACUCCUCUCGGAGAAGGUAAGUCUACGACCACUAUGGGUCUCACCCAAGCGCUCGGCGCCCACCUCGGAAAGAUUGCGUUCGCAAACGUCCGACAACCCUCGCAGGGCCCAACAUUCGGUAUCAAGGGUGGUGCCGCCGGAGGUGGUUACAGUCAGGUCAUACCUAUGGACGAGUUCAACUUGCAUUUGACCGGUGAUAUCCACGCCAUCACUGCCGCAAACAAUCUGCUCGCCGCUGCCAUUGACACCAGGCUGUUCCACGAGGCUACUCAGAAGGACAAGGCCCUCUACAGCCGAUUGGUGCCCAAGAAGAACGGCGUGCGCACGUUCGCCCCCGUCCUGCUCCGCCGGCUGAAGAAGCUCGGAAUUGACAAGACCGACCCCGAUACCCUCACCGAUGAGGAGAUCAACCGCUUUGCCCGCCUGGACAUUGACCCCGAGACUAUCACCUGGCGACGAGUACUGGACGUCAACGACCGUCACCUUCGGCAGGUGACAAUCGGACAGGCACCCACUGAGAAGGGUCACACCCGUGUCACUGGUUUCGACAUCUCCGUCGCUAGCGAGUGCAUGGCUGUCCUGGCUCUGUCCAACAGCUUGGAGGAUAUGCGUGAGCGUCUCGGACGCAUGGUCAUUGGUACCGGCAAGCGGGGAGACCCCAUUACCUGCGACGACAUUGGCGCCGGUGGUGCGUUGACUGCCUUGAUGAAGGACGCCAUCAAGCCUAACAUCAUGCAGACCUUGGAGGGAACCCCGGUCUUUGUCCACGCCGGCCCCUUCGCCAACAUCAGUAUCGGCGCCUCGUCGGUCCUGGCCGACAAGAUUGCUCUCAAGCUCGCCGGUACUGAGGUUGAGGAGAACGCCGAUGAGAAGGCCGGUUACGUCGUUACCGAAGCUGGCUUCGAUUUCACCAUGGGUGGUGAGCGUUUCUUCAACAUCAAGUGCCGUUCCAGCGGACUCGUCCCCGACUGUGUUGUGAUCGUGGCCACCGUCCGCGCUCUGAAGGUCCACGGAGGAGGACCCCCGGUUUCCGCCGGUACCCAGCUCCCCGAGGAAUACAGAACUGAGAACGUCGACCUGCUCCGCAAGGGCUGUGUCAACCUGGCCAAGCACAUCCAGAACGCCAAGUUCUACGGCGUCCCCGUCGUCGUGGCGGUCAACCAGUUCUCGACCGACACCGACGCUGAGAUCCAGUGCAUCCGCGAGGAGGCCAUCAAGGCCGGUGCUGAGGAUGCCAUCUCCGCCAACCACUGGGCUGAGGGAGGAGCGGGCGCUAUCGACCUCGCCAAGGGCGUCAUCGAGGCCUGCAAGCACCCCAAGGACUUCAAGCUCCUCUACGACGCCGACUUGUCCAUCGAGGGCAAGAUGGAGGCCAUCGCCAAGGUUAUGUACGGCGCUGCCGGCAUCGAGCUCAGCGACAACGCCAGGUCCCAGAUCGAGACCUACACUGCCCAGGGCUUCGGACAUCUCCCUGUCUGCAUCGCCAAGACGCAAUACUCGCUCUCGCACGACCCCAACCUCAAGGGCGCGCCAACCGGCUUCACCGUCCCCAUCCGCGACGUGCGACUCUCUCCCGGCGCCGGAUACCUCUACGCCAAGGCGGCAGAUAUCCAGACCAUCCCUGGUCUUCCUACUGCCCCGGGAUACCUCAACGUCGAUGUUGACCCAGUGACGGGCGAGAUCGAGGGCUUAUUUUGA
This is a messenger RNA of Tricharina praecox, 2820 nucleotides long. RefSeq names its product formate--tetrahydrofolate ligase-domain-containing protein. The record is from RefSeq and is a predicted model, not a curated record. Gene Ontology annotation, cellular component: cytosol. Gene Ontology annotation, molecular function: methylenetetrahydrofolate dehydrogenase (NADP+) activity; ATP binding; methenyltetrahydrofolate cyclohydrolase activity. Lineage: Eukaryota; Fungi; Ascomycota; Pezizomycetes; Pezizales; Pyronemataceae. Gene Ontology annotation, biological process: tetrahydrofolate interconversion. The transcript is spliced from 6 exons. Bases 1 to 2820 code for a protein of 939 amino acids.